Molecule: messenger RNA, 1532 nt
Organism: Phasianus colchicus (ring-necked pheasant)
Lineage: Eukaryota; Metazoa; Chordata; Aves; Galliformes; Phasianidae
Source: RefSeq, a predicted model, not a curated record
AUGCCCAAGCAAACUCUCAUCAUUUUGGCAGGGACGCAGGAGGGGGAGGAGGGGUUGCGCAGACGGGUUGCGCGGCUCCCGCCGCUGCCGCUCACGCCGUUGUCUCCCGGCAGCGCCGUGCCCGGAGCGGGGCCGCCGCGGGGCCGCGUCGACACGCCGGGGCUGCUGGAAUGCCGCCGCUGCCGCUACCUGCGCACGGGCCGGGCCUGCUGCCAGCUGGUGGGAGCGCUGCUCGCCGCGCUGAUCCUCGUCUGCAGCUCCGUGUCCUACGGCUCGGCGGGCGGCUACACGGGCGUCCCCGGCCAGGGCGGCAUCUACUACUACAUGUACGGCGGGGCGUACAGCGGCUUCAGCGGAGCGGACGGGGAGAAAGCCCAGCAGCUGGACCGGCGUUUCACCCAGCUCAAGAUGCCAUUAGCCAGGGCGGCGAUGGCCGUGGGAGGAGCCCUCCUGGUCUUCUCUUCCGCGUUGAUUUUGGUUGGCGUCGUACGGCUACCGUGGCGUUUUCCUGCAUGGCUCCUACUGGAAGGCAUCCUAGACACAGUGGUUGCAGUGGGUUUGCUGGUCGCUCUGUACUAUUUCUUCCAUCAUCUGCUGGGAGUUUAUGACUCAACAGUAUGCAAAGAGAGAGCACACCUUUACCAAAGCAAGGGCUAUCAGGGCUUUAGCUGCAGCAUGCAUGGGGCAGAGAUUGCUGCUGGCCUCCUGGGCUGUGCAGCUGUUGUGGCAUUCCUGCUUAGUGCAGGUCUGGCCGUCAGAGGGUACAGAGUUGUUCACAAACUGAAACAGAAGCCAGAGCACACGUAUGAGCCGUAGAAUUAUUCCUCUGCUCCAGUAGUGGUCCUGAUUUUUGCCAGCCUCAUGGCAUGCUUUCACUUGCUUGGGGACAGUGCAUUCUUAUUACUGUAACAGAGCAUAACUCCAAAUAUAGGGAAACCAAGCUGUUCAAACUUAAAUUUGCACUGUUAAAUUAUUAGCAGACGCAUACAGAUUGUCUUCAUCUGGUGGCUGUUCUGCCUCUCCAGCAUAUAUCUGAGAGAGAAUGCAUUGCUAACUGUUGUUCUUAUGAACAUAGUAAUUCACAGGCUUUGUCUAAAUAGCAAACCUAGCUUUGAAUGCUUGGGCCUUCUUGGGCCUUGGGAAGAUAAUUCAGCUUUGGAGAAGCCCUUGUUCCUAAAUGUCAAUGACUGAAAAGAGAGAUCACGUACCUGAGCUCUGGGUUUCCAACAUCAUAGCCAGUAUCCUCCUAGCAGUAGGGUAAUUAAUGUCAGUAGUCGCUCAGAACACAUCAAGUAGCAUGGCUAGGAUGCGUUGCAGACGCAUGCUGGUGAACAGCUUCCUACAGUUGAACCUUUUACAAAGGGCCUGUGACUGUCCACUGAGAGUAGAACUCUGAAAAGUGAGCAAUGAAGCUGAUGAUUGCCAUUUCCUGCUUUGGAAAGCUCUCUUGGUGCUAAAGGGGCAGCUUUAACAUGGCAUUUAUAUUGCCAUCAGAGAUUCCUGAAAUAAACUUGUAGGGUGGUGAAGAUAAA